This is a messenger RNA of Patiria miniata (bat star), 6015 nucleotides long. RefSeq names its product 77 kDa echinoderm microtubule-associated protein-like. Gene Ontology annotation, biological process: microtubule cytoskeleton organization. NCBI's taxonomy places the organism in Eukaryota, Metazoa, Echinodermata, Asteroidea, Valvatida, Asterinidae. The transcript has 22 exons. The record is from RefSeq and is a predicted model, not a curated record. Gene Ontology annotation, cellular component: mitotic spindle. Bases 16 to 2610 code for a protein of 864 amino acids. Gene Ontology annotation, molecular function: microtubule binding.
UCCUCAAAAACCAAAAUGGCGGAUGACCUUUGGAACUUUGGUAGUGGCAGGGACUUGUGGGAUACGUCUGAGUUGUACGAGGUUGAUUCCAUUGAAGGUGAGGUGGGUAAUACCAAGGCGAGCAGACAGUCGCAACCGUUGAUCAAGUUGGCGCACAAGGGCAGAGCAAAAAGGCCAAAGCCAUUUGAAGAGUUUCUGUACCCGACAAACCCCGACGUUCCCGACUAUGGCUUUGAUCUGUACGAGCGUGUCGCCAAGCUGGAGGGACAGGUUAAAGAUCAAGAGGACGAGAUUACGUGUCUCAAGGCAGCCCUCGCCGACGUCGUUAGAAGAUUAGCUACGUUAGAAUCUUGUAAAAAUUCACAGAGAGGGUUACCGCAAGGACCUUUCAAAAUCAAAGAUUUCACAGGGUUUUUAAGCCACUCUCCCUUGCCAUCCAGACCUCCCAUGUACAAUGAUGUCACCAAGUCCAGAACCAAAAUCUUACUCUCGCCGGCGACGCCCGAGUCCCAAAGGCGGGGCAGAACAGGGUCCUUCGGGAGCAAUUCCUCGGGUAGCGACGGGAAACUCCGCAAAUGGGGCUCCCAGGACAGCUAUAGCUUCCCAACUUCUGGUUCACCUAGAAAAAGUGCCUCAAUGACAAACAUCCACAAAGCAGGGGAAAUUAAUGGGGCACGUCCACGGCCGAGCAAGGAGGCACUAUACAAUCCAGAUGAAGGAUGGGUGCGCAUUUACAUGAGGGGGCGCCCGAUCACCAUGUUCAUGCCCACGGAGGCGGGAGACUUCUCCGUCAAGGCAAAGCAAGAGCCCCCAGCUGAAAAGCUCAAGCUGGAAUGGGUUUACGGUUACAGAGGGAAAGACUGCCGCACCAACCUGCACAUAUUGCCAACAGGUGAUAUCGUCUACUUCAUGGCAGCCGUGGUCAUCCUGCACAACGUGCAAGAGAACACCCAGAGACACUACAUGGGCCACAAUGACGACGUCAAGUGUAUUGCCAUUCAUCCAAACACUGUGACCAUAGCAUCUGGACAGGUUGCUGGCCAUGAUAAGGACGAAGGCAAACCUCAUGUGCGUAUCUGGGACUCCGUCAACCUGAACACGUUGCAUGUCCUGGGACUGGGAUUCUUUGACAGAGCUGUGUGCUGCGUAGGAUUCUCCAAAUGUGACAAAGGCGUCCAGCUGCUGGCUAUUGAUGACUCUAAUGACCAUGUCUUGUCAGUCUGGAACUGGGAAAAGGAGAAGAAACUGGCUGAUUCCAAGUCUUCCGGGGACCCGGUUGUGGCGGCGGAGUUCCACCCCCUGAUAGAAAAUCAAAUGGUUAGCUGUGGUAAGGGCCAUUUACUCUUCUGGACGCUAGAUAACAACAAGGUGGUCAAGAAAGCUGGCAUCUUUGAGAAGAAACAUGACAAGCCCAAGUUUGUGUUGUGCUUUACAUUUGCUGGCAAUGGCGAUCUGCUCACCGGUGAUUCCAACGGCAACAUCUUCAUUUGGGCCAAAGGCAGUAACCGCAUCAGCCAGGCCAUCAAGGCUCACGAGGGGCAAAUCUUCUCCCUUGUCAUGCUUCAGGACGGAAGGUUCCUGUCUGGUGGGGGUAAGGACAGGAAAGUCCACAUCUUUGAUACUUCCUACGAUGUGACUGUCACGCUAGUGUUGCCCGAGUCAACUGGCCCGUGUCGCUGUCUGUGCCCAGGUAAAGACAAGGACAUCUAUGUAGGGACAACCCGUAAUGCCAUUCUGCACGGAGACAUGGAGGGCGAAACCUUCACCCCUGACGUUGUGGCCCAUACCGACGAGUGUUGGGGUCUGGCCGUGCACCCCAAUCAGAGCUUGUUCCUGACUUGUGCCUAUGACAAGCACGUUAUCAUGUGGGAUGCAGAGCAGCAUCGCCCACUCUGGAUGAAGACCAUGGAGGAGGAUCCCUGCCAGUCGGCCUGCUUCCAUCCCAACGGUGGAGUGGUUGCCCUUGGUAUGAAGACAGGACGUUGGAUGGUGUUAGAUGCCCAGAACCAGGAUCUGGUGACCGUCCACACUGAUGGUAACGAGCAGCAUGACAUCGUCAGGUACUCACCAGAUGGGAACUAUCUGGCAGUUGCCUCCCAUGACAACUACAUCUACAUCUACGCAGUGACUGAGGAAGGACGCAAGUACAGCAAAGUUGGCAGAUGCUCAGGUCACUCCAGCUUUGUAACCCACAUAGACUGGUCAGCCGACUCCAACUACCUGGUCUCCAACUCGGGCGAUUAUGAGAUCCUGUACUGGAAGGCUGAGAACUGCCGUCAGAUCCCCUCAGCUACCAGCAUGCGGGACACCGAGUGGGCUACCUUCACCUGUGUCUUUGGUUUCCCUGUCUGUGGUAUUUGGCAGGAGGGCAGUGAUGGGACUGACAUCAAUUCUGCCUGUCGCUCUCAUUCCGGUGCAAUCCUAGCUACGGGUGAUGACUUUGGCAAGAUUAACCUCUUCAGCUACCCGGUCACCCAGCCCAAGGCUGGUCACAAUAGUAACCGCGGUCACAGCAGCCACGUAACAGCAGUGGAAUUCUCCAGUGAUGACACACGUCUCUUCUCGACUGGUGGUCGUGACAUGUCCUGCAUGCAGUGGAAAGUGGUGUAAACUCAGCACAAUCGAUUUAGUUUUUCUUCCACGGAACUUUUCUCACCAAGUGGUUUAAGCACAGAUAGCUUUUUCAAUGUUCCAGGUUGUUUCUAUAAAGUAAACAAUUCUUCAGACCUGUAUCAUGUCUUGUGAUUUCUUUCUAUAAAUGGACGUCUACAAGUUAACAUGUGUAUUCAUAAAAAUUAUGGAAAAAAAACCCAAGUUUAGCAUUUUGUGGCUCCUAAUCAUCCUUUGAAAUGUCUUCUUUUUUUCACGUAAAUGACUGUAAAAUAGGCUGUUGGAUAGACUCGUGUUUAGACUAUACAUCCUUAUGUAUGAGCAAGUUCAGGGAGGACCAUUAGUCAACUAGUGGUUGCUCUGUGACGUAGCUAUACCUGCGCUCUUUAAGCAUUGUGCGACAACCUGCAGUCAAAUGAUGGUCAAAAUUUCAUAUCGAAACUCCUUAUUAGUUGUGGUUCCCCCUGCCUUGUGAUGCGCAUGGCUAUUGGUAACUAGAGAUAGAACCGUGCCCUGUGGUCCGGUUCCAAAUAGUCAACUAGUGUAAUCCAACCACAUCCUGCGUUCAAACUAUGUCAAACUAUGGUUAACUAUAAUUUGCACCCGAACUUGUUCUUUGCUAUCCGAUCAGGUUACAAUGAAAGAAACUUUCCCUUGUGAAAUUAAUCAGCAUUUCAGACUUAGGUUGGUUAGGAAAUCCUGUCUUCAAGCCGGUAGGGGGAAUUUUGAAGUGACCCCGUUUCCCGGGUAUCUGCUUUGUAUUGAACAAUUUUUGCACAAUUCUGGGUAUUCCCCUUUAUUAAAUGUACAAUUAGGAUGGAAUAAUGUGACUUCAGACCUAAUUCACCUAGCUGCUUGAUUAUCAAGAAUGAUGUUUGGAACAAAAGAGAUAUCAUGUACGUGACCAGUUUCCUAAGGAUUUUUUACGAUUUAGAAAAAAAAUCCCUUUGAAAUCUGUAAUUUUGAGAAUUUUCCAUAAAGGUCUCAAUCUUUAAAGGUUUACAUAGAAUGGUUUACAUACAAAAAGAAAUGGGUAUUUUGAGGAGUGUGUUUUAGGCAAAUACAAACAUAUCAUUGACCCUAUGUUGUUUUGGGCCUGUGGCAGCCCCCAAAUGCGAUUAUUUCGUGGGUUUUUCAUUUUCCCCCAAAUCUCACCCCUGAAGUGUCACAUUGGACUUCUUUUUUUUAGACAGGUUGACAGAUUUUCACUGAACUGGUAGAGUUCACCUGUCUGAAGCUUUAUCUUGUGAUGCUGUGUCUAUGAAGCAGUAAUGUCCAAAGAAAUACCCAAAAACUUUUAUGUUUAGACAUUAAUUGCUCAUAUGUUGGCAGCUCAAGGCAAUCAGAAGUUUUUCUUUUUAAUGACAAUUAGUCAAAAAAAAAUCAAAAAUUGGUUAUGAAUAAUGCGUUUAAAGAUGGAUCACUAACGGAUUUUAUUUUUUUGUUUACUGGAUAGACAGCGUUUUCUUUGAUUUCAUCACAUGUUGUUAAAACACCUUAAGGAAGUUAUUUAUUUAAAAACUUCUUUCAUUUUGUACCUUUUUUUACCAGUUUCUUCAAAACUGUUUAGCAAGUUUACGCUCAUGUUUACUACAACGAAUUCUAAGCCACGAGCGGAUGAAUUUUUUACAUUCGUCUCUUGGUCUUAGCAAUUUUAUUUGGAGCAGAUGCAUUCAGUGGUGGUGGUGGUUAGUACAAGCAAACGUCAAAUUCAGUGUGAUAGCAUUUAAGGUCUUAUGAUUGAAAGCAAACGACAAUUUACAGAGGCGGCAUAUCGUUGAAAUAUCACCAGGGAAACCUGUCAGUAAACUAAAAAUAGAAAAAUUCAACAAAAGUAAAAAAAAAAAAAGCAUUAAAGUUUAAUGAGUUUAAAGAAAUACUACAUUCAUGUGAAACGGCCAUUAUUUAAUUUUUUUGCAAUGUCAAAUCUUGGCUAUUAAAAAGGGAUGUAGAAUUUGUAGGCAUCUUAAUGCACAUUUAUCAGCAAAAAUUAUUGGUCUUUCAACUGACUUUUCUGUUGAGAGAUGCAGAGAGGUUGCACUUUGGAUACGAAGGCAGCUUAAGUAGUGUGUAGGCGUCGCCGGGAAAUCCCCAGCAAUUUUAGUAAUUAAAGUCUCUUAUGCCAGAUCUGCUAGAAACAACACAAAUGCAGUUGGUUAGGUUACAAGGAAGAAAACUUGCAAAGGACAUUUAAAGAUAUUUCUUAAUGAUUUCAACCUUUUUUUUACAUUGUGAUUGACACUGGUGCCAUUGUGAAAGUUGUUGAUAUUUGAAUGUGCACUGGUAUUUGGGAAGGCACUGGCCUAACACUUUUUGUUGUGGGUUAAGAAUGGUUUGCAGUUUAGAAUAAUUUAAUUGAUUUUUGGAUCUUUUUUAAAUUUUUGAUUUGAUUUAGUACCUAAGUUCAUCAUUCAAUUACUUUUUUCUAUUCAAAUUUUGUGACUUGAAAAUGAAAUUUCACAUUUUCUGUUAAUGUGAACUUGAACAAAAUCAAAUUCUACAUAGAAUCCUCCCUUUUUUUGUUGUUUCAAAUUCGAUGUGGAAAAAACUGAAUGGGAAGAGAACAUGGAGGCUACAAGUAGUGUUAAUGUAAGUUGAUUUUGUUCCAGAGAGUGUCCUUUACUGUUCACACAAAUAGUGGAGAAUCUGCCUACAAAGGCACAUGGAGACUCAGCCAUGGUUGCCAUUAAUUUAUAACAGCAUCUUUAGCAGAUAAGUACGUGGUCAUUGCAAUUGACUGCAUUCUAUUUUGCGUAGUUACGAGGAGCAAUUUUUUGAGGUACAGUAAAGUAAUCUUGAAAGCUGCUGGUGUAAUUGUUUUUGUUCCCUUCUUUUCUCAGAAAAGACAUUCUGUUUGAUUUACCACGCCUUUAAAAGGAUAUUUGAUUUAUCUGGUAAGGUCAUUGGUGGCCAUCUUUGUAUGGUUCCAAAGGUCAAGGCAGAUCUAGGCUUAGAUCACCAUAUAUUUGGCAAUGGCACCAGACUAAUUAGGAAGUGUAGUUGAAUGUAGAAUCUUCAGAAGAAAACAAAAAUAGCAAGUUAAGAUAAACCUGCUCAUUUAUCUCUGGUUUACUCUCAACUGUAGUGUGAGACUAGGGCCUAUAUUUGGUUUUGUGUUGUAGAUUUUGGCAUAUGGUGAGCUGCGAUCAAGUUACUACCUUUUUGGUAAAACAAAUCUUUGUCGAAUGAAUAAGUAAAGCCAAUUUGACAAAAACAAACAAGACCUGGCCCGGAGAUGAUGAAUAGAUGUAAGAACUUUGUAGUUGCCACAAUGUGACGUAAGCGUAUACUGUAAGAUAAUGACAAUAUUGUUACACAUUUAAGCUGUAUUUUUCAUGUGGAGUACCACUGUGGAUCUGUAUUUCUAAUGGUCAAAAUAAAAUAGGCCUACAUAUAAUACAAGGA